Molecule: messenger RNA, 3626 nt
Organism: Zea mays
Lineage: Eukaryota; Viridiplantae; Streptophyta; Magnoliopsida; Poales; Poaceae
Exons: 23
Coding region: 419-2953 (844 amino acids)
Biological process (GO): protein dephosphorylation
Cellular component (GO): nucleoplasm; protein phosphatase 4 complex
Molecular function (GO): protein phosphatase activator activity
Source: RefSeq, a predicted model, not a curated record
AUCCCUCUCAAACACAGCAUUAAAGAAGCUAGAGAUCAAACUGUUUUUAAAAUCAAAACCCUAUCAAACUAGAGCUAAAUACUUUUCGUUGCUACUAUAUUUUUUUUCCAGCACGCCAUUUCCAUUCUCCUUUCAUCCAUUGCGAGUUUGCGACUGCGAACACGCGCGCAAAAAAUAUUGACGAAAACUGGAGGGGUAAAGGGGAAAAGGCGACGGCCGCCUGGGCCCUGGAGGAGCGAGAAGGCGGAAGAAGGGGAGCGGCAGUCGCAGGCCGCAGCUCGUUGAUGGUGGUUAGGGUUUCGCCGCCCGCACGCUCGACCUGCUGAAGAAUCGCCCCCCUGUUGAAGAGGUCUGCGCCUCGCCCUAUAAGGCUCCGGGGAAGAGGAGAUAGACAUCAGUGGACCCCGGCGCGCGGCUGAUGGCGGAGCAGGAGCGGAGGGACGCGGAGGCUGGGGGCGAUGCCGCGGGCGCAGCGGUGGCGUCUCACACCAGCAGCAUGCAGCGUGUCAAAGUAUACCGUUUGGCUGAUGGUGGGAAGUGGGACGAUCAAGGAACAGGUCAUGUUUCUAUUGAUUACAUUGAGGGUUCGAAAGAACUCGGUUUGACUGUUUUAGAUGAAGAUGACAAUGAGACGCUACUUAUGCACAACAUCACAUCUGAUGAUAUUUACAGAAAACAAGAAGAAACAAUCAUUUCAUGGAGAGAUCGUGAAGCAGCGACAGACUUAGCACUAAGCUUUCAGGAAGCUGCAGGAUGCUCCUACAUAUGGGAACAUAUAUGUGAAAUUCAGAGAAACCUUCAGUUCAGUAACCUUGGUGCUCCGGAAGUUGGUCGUCGUCAAUCAUCAGAAUCUCUAGAAGCCUCUAGAAUAAUGCAUUCAAAUGAUGAUUCAUUCCGCUCUGCUAACGGUGAAUUCAGGGAACUUCCUCCUGUUGAGCUGUCUAAUCUUCCUUUUAUUUUGAAGACUGUAUUGGAGGGUGGCAUUACAGAUCAGAUCCACAUGGCAGAGUUGAUAACACAAGAUCGGGACUUUUUCCCAAAGCUAGUGGACAUUUUCAGAAUGUGCGAGGAUUUAGAGAACAUAGAUGAUCUUCACAUGAUUUUCAAAUUGGUCAAGGGAAUAAUAUUGUUGAACAGUCCGUCAAUCUUUGACAAGAUUUUCUCUGAUGAGUUUAUCCUUGACAUAAUAGGUGCCCUUGAAUAUGAUCCAGAGGUUCCAAGAGUGCAAAAGCACCGUGCUUUUCUAAAAGAUCAUGUAGUUUUCAAAGAGGCCAUACAUAUUGAAAAUGUUUCUGUUAUUUCGAAGAUUCAUCAAACAUACAGAAUAGGCUAUCUUAAGGUUCUGUUCUUGCAUGAAUUUUGCACACUUAGCAAGAGUCUACCAGUUGUUCAGCAACUGCGACUGUUUCGGGAUCUUUCAGGUGAAGGCGUUUUCGAAAUAAUUUCUGAUGUGUUGCAGAGUCAAGAUAGAAAAAUCGUUUCAGCUGGGACAGAUAUGCUGAUACUUUUUCUUAAUCAGGACCCUAACCUAUUGAGGUCAUAUAUUGUUCAGCAAGAAGGAAAUUCUCUUCUAGGACUUCUGGUUAAAGGCAUGGUAACUGACUUCGGUGAGGAAAUGCACUGCCAGUUUCUAGAAAUCUUGCGCAUAUUGAUGGAUUCUUUCACUAUGUCUGGAGCACAUAGAGACGUAAUUAUUGAGAUUUUCUACGAAAGGCAUCUUGACUAUUUGGUUGAUGUAAUAGCAUCCUCUUGUCCCCCGAGGAGCUUGUCUCGACCAAGAUCUAACUCUGUACGUGUUGGUGGAAACGCUGAAGGACAUCAUAUCAAGCCUGAGAUUUUGUUAAAUGUUUGUGAACUACUGUGCUUUUGUGUAGUUCAUCAUCCCUACAGAAUUAAGUGCAAUUUUCUUAUGAAUAAUGCUAUCGAGAAAAUCCUUACAUUGACUCAACGGAGGGAGAAGUUUUUGGUUGUAGCAGCUGUUAGGUUUAUGCGUACUAUUAUAUCCAGAAAUGAUGAGCAUCUCAUUCGCCAUGUUGUGAAGUUCAACUUGUUGAAACCAAUAAUUGAUAUCUUUGUUGACAAUGGGGAGAGGUACAACAUGCUACAUUCAGGAGUACUUGAAUUGUUGGAAUACAUACGAAAGGAAAAUAUAAAAGCUCUCACUAUCUAUGUUAUUGAGUCUUUCUGGUAUGAACUUGUCAAGUUUGAACACUUCGGGAGUAUUCAGGCCUUCAAACUCAAGUAUCAACAGUACGUGGAGAGUGCUGAACCAAUGUUAAAUGCGAGUGUGCCUAACAUGAGAAAGAAGGCAGAACAAAGAGGUCUAGAGAAGGAAGAGGAAGACUACUUCAAUAAGGAUAGUGAUGAAGAAGAUUCAGGCUCCGGCCGGCGGGAUAAACAUGCACAGAACCAGCAUAGCAAGCCUAAGCCCAAGGUCCCUAAUGGAAGUGAAGCUGAUGACACUGAUGGCGCCUCUAGACCUAAAUCUGCUGGACUUGUGGACUAUGACGAUGAUGACGAUGAAGACUUCAAUCCACCACCAAUGGAGCCUUCUACGCCUGCAGAGGAUGAUGUGCCCUUAAACAUAUCCCCGGUGAAGCGGAAGCCAGUGGAUGUGAAACAUGCAGAUGGGGAGGGUCGCAGGAGGCAAAAAAUAGAAACCAGAAUUAGUUGUGCUAAAAUUGCUGCUGUUACUAGUACCAUUAUUAAGCACACAGAUCUACAAAACAAGCAUGCUUGCUACUUGCCUACAUCAGCCGCGCCAAGUACUGAACCCAAUGGUGUUUUUAGGGAGCGUGGCACUAACUCUGAGGAGCAUCAACAUUCUGUAGAGAACACAGAAACUUCACGACAAGCUGGUGGUGAUUGUAUAAAAGACGGGGGCAGUAUGUCUCCCGAGAAGGCUGUAAAUACGACAACGACAAGUGAUUCGGAGCCUUAUUCAGUAAGAUGACUGACUACUACACAGCUGGUUUGUCCCUGUACCCAACCUGUUCUCUUGCCAACAGGAAGGAAUCGGAAUGUGUUUGGCUCCAAAAAUUCAUUGAUAUCAAGCUGGAAGCAUGAUUGGAGGUGACAUAGAUUGCAGCUACCUUUACAUCUCAAGUAAAAUUCCAGUUACCCCUUUUUGAGCCUGUAAAGUUAAUUUUCCACAAGGAAAGAUCUGACGAACAUCAGAAUUGGGAUGGCUGUAGAUUGGAACAUUGAAUGGGCCUUGCUCCUGCUGCUAUGCUCGCUAUUGUAUCUCUUUUAUGAGCUAAUGGAGUAGCAGUGAAUGUGUGCCUUCAACUUCACUGUUUUCUCUCCAGUCAUUGACUCUGAUGUUACUGCUGUAAAACAAGUAGGACUAAGGCAUAGUUUCAGUUGAAUAGCGUUUUUGCCGGAUUCUGCUGACUCACUUAUACGACUGUAAUUUGAUGGUUCAUAGUUUUGGCUGGACAUGCUGUCUUGGAUAAUUAUUCAAGCCUUGUGGUAGAAUAGUUCUUUAGGCCAAAGAUGUGCUAGGUAGAAUUUCGAAAGUGAAUAAUGUUGGAUGUAUUGGGUUAAGGAUGGCAGGUGUACAUGAUAUCCUACUCCAGAACAGGUUCGCUAAAUACUGUGGUACAAUCAAAAAACAUUCUUGCUCU